Molecule: messenger RNA, 3899 nt
Organism: Maylandia zebra (zebra mbuna)
Lineage: Eukaryota; Metazoa; Chordata; Actinopteri; Cichliformes; Cichlidae
Source: RefSeq, a predicted model, not a curated record
CCUGCUGCGCAGGGCGGCGGCUCUGUGUUACUUAUCGCUGGAUCGUGGCGCUCGUGUUUCUGUGGAUGUCUAAUUUGUGUUCUCUUCCCGUGUACAGACCCUACUGGACGCUUCCCUAUUUUCCCUUGUCUUUGACGUGAGUUUGGAUAUUCGUAUGUGGACGUCGUGUAUCGUACAAAAGAGAACGUGUGAGGGACUGGCGAUUGAGAAGAGGAGUUUUGGACGUGUUCAUUUUUCCCUGGAUUCCCGGGAGCACUAAUUGCCCUGCACGGUUGUUUAUAGCGCCUGGUGUCACUGUAAAUAAACUCUCUUUAAUUGAAACCUUAGUUCUGCGCUAGAGUCUGCUCGUUCACCUUGACAGGAUCAGAAAUUACAAUUUCUUUCAGUUUCUAUUCUUGGUCAUGGAUGGUUUUGUGCGAAACAAACUGACUAAAUGGAAACUAAGUGACUGGAUUGAGGCAUUUGAAGCUCAAGAAAUUGAUAAGGAAAGUCUGUAUCUUCUCAAUGAUCAGGAAAUUGAUCAAUUGAUCACAAAAGCUGGACCUAGAGUAAAAUUCAAGGAUAAACUAAAGCUGUUAAAGGAAGAGCAAAAUACAACUCAACCACAAAAAGAAGCCGUCAAUACUUCUGGUCAAUCUCCAGUCGCAGCUCAACACAGCCCGUUCCUCCUGCACUAUCAGGAGCAGGAUCAGCAGAAACUCCUCAACAGCAACAUUGUACCCCAUCAGGAUUUGCCAUCCAUAAGUGAAAAAGGAAAAAGAAAGUCAGAACUUGAGUUCGGCGAAUGGCAACCAUCUCCUAAACGACAAGACAACUGUGCAGCAGGAUCACAGUCAGAAACAGAAAUACUGUCUGAUGUCAAAGACAUAAUGAGACGCGUCAGUCAAAGACUGCAUGGCCGUGACAAGCUCAGCGCUUUCCUAAAGGAUAAAAUCAAAGAUUUGGAGACAGAAAAGAGACACCUGGUUGGUGUCUUUGGUAGAACUGGGGCUGGAAAGAGUUCUUUAAUCAAUGCCAUCAUAAAUAAGGAGGGCCUGUUGCCUUCUGGAAGUGUCAGUGCAUGUACCUCAGUAAUGAUAAAGGUGGAGGCUACAAAUGGAUCAAAGUAUGAGGCACACAUCGAGUUCAUUACAAAAGAGGAUUGGGAAAAUGAGGUGCAGUCCCUAAAACUGGCUCUUGAAGAAGAUGAUGAUGAUGAUGAUGGUGGUAAUGGUGAUUGUCUUGACCCUGAUGGAAAGUUAUCAGCGCUGUAUGGAGAAGAGUGGAAAGAAAAAUCAACUCACAGCCUCAUGGACAACAAAUAUUUCAGAGAUAUUUCAAAUGAGUUUCAAAUGUCCAAGAUAAAAAUUUUGGAAAGUGACUCAGCUGAAGGGUUGUCUGAAAAAUUUGUGAGAUAUACAAGAAGUGAGUCAAAUGAGACAGAAGAAGUAAAGAGGUGGUACUGGCCACUUGUGAAGUGUGUGACUGUCAAAGUGCCAGACAAUGAUUUUCUUGAUCAUGUCACACUCGUGGACCUUCCUGGAAACGGUGACUCUAACAGAAGCAGAGAUCAAAUGUGGACAGAGCUUAUUGCCAGUUGUUCUACAGUGUGGAUUGUGACUGAAAUGACUCGAGCAGCAUCAGAAAGCGAAGCCUGGGAAAUCCUGGAAGGUGCCAGCAGCCUGCUGGGAAAUGGUGGCGAGUGUCAGCAAAUUCAUUUUAUCUGCACCAAGUCAGAUCAUGAAAAACCAGAUGAUAUAAACAAAGUUAAGAAAGCAGUGAUGAAUGCAUUCAAAAAGCGGGAAAUGAUUACGAAUCACUUCAGUGAGGAUAGUUUCCAAGUCUUCACAGUGAGCACCAAAGAGUUCCUCAAAGGGGAGAAUGUAAAUCCAGAUGUCAAUGAAAUACUGAAACUCAAGGAAAUUUUGAAAAAUCUAAAUGACGCUCAUUCAGAGACCUCAAACUAUGUGUCUGGAGCUCAUGGGAUUCUGUCUUUGAUUCAAGGAGCCAAAAGCAGAGAAGUGGUUGAACAAAAAAACGAGGUGUGUGCAGUCCUUGAGGGAAACUUGAGCAUCCAACAUAAUCGAGUCAAAAAAGCAAUUGAAGAUAUUACAAAAGCUUUUGAACAACACCUACGUGAGGGAGUUGAAAAAUCCCAAAAUUUAUGUGAAAGAAAACUGAGGUCCUUCUUGCACCCCAGUAAAACAAGUGGCAGAUCUUUUCACAAGACACUAAAGUCUGCAGUUAGGAAUGAUGGCAUCCAGAAACCAAAGAAAGGAAAACCUAAAAACCUCAACAUGAUAUUAGCGUCUUAUUUGACUGAAAGCAUUGAUGAAAAAUUCAGAAAGACCUUCCCAAACGACCUAAAAUGUGGAAAUUUCAAUGGGGCCAUUGAUGCGUUUUCACUCAGCACUGAUUCACUGAUUGAAAAGUACAAAAAUGUCGAACUGCAACUGACAUUUCUCCAGACCGAGGAAAAAAAAAUGAAGACAAAGCUCAACAAAACCAUCCUCACACAAAAGAAAUGGAUCUACAACAGUCUGACAGAGACAAUCAGGAGUAACAUGAAAGGAUGCUACAAAGAAGCAGCAGCAUUUGAAGGACCAGGCACCCUGAAGAGGAUGAGGGACACUAUUGAGAGACAUGUGGAGUCAAAGAAGUACAUGUUUGAAGAGGCAAAAAAUGCCAUGUUGGAGCAGUUGAACGAUUUGAAGGAAACUGUCCUGAGGACACUGAAGAAAACCAUGGAGGAGUCCAUUGAACACUCACUCAAGACUGAGGCCUGCUCACUGCCAGAUGUUUUGGAACAUCUUGAGAUGGUGAAGAAACACUGUGAUGAACUUAAUGGCGAUCAAGAUGAAAAAAAGUAACCACACUGGGUAAAUCUUAAAAUGUCACAAAUUGUUUAAAAGGCUGUGAUCAUGAACUAUUUUUCUGAUUAUUUUGAACAAUGUUUUUAGUGCUGUUAGCAUUAAUCACGUUGAUACGCGGUUUUGAUUUCUUUCUUUUUAAAAAUUUGUUGUAGUUUUUAAUCAUUUAUAGCAGAGCGUGAAGACACGUAAUGCAUUCCUCAUUUGAACCUGAGAUUUAUGGUUUUAAUUGUAAGAGUCUGAGAUUACAGUUUCCAAAAGCAUUUUGAUUUUGUUGCUUGUUUUAAAUAUCAUAAUUUAAUGUUUUAAGUUGAUGUGUAUACUGUUGGUUCAUUGGGAUGGGAACAUUUUUAAUGUAAGUGCUUAUCAGUUAUCAUCCAGCACUGAAAAGGUACCAAUUUUACAUCACAGUUCUAAUGACAAAUACUUGUUUGUUGCAGUUACACAAUAUGUGUACAUGACAAAUAGUGAGAAAUGGCUCUAAGUAAAGCUGUAGGAAAUCAUCAGCUACUUCUGUCAUCUCCCUGCCAUUUAGCUUUUUCUGGGUUUGGAAUUAUUAGUGAAUAUAUUACAGUUUGAGUUUAGGUUCAGGUUGUUUCUUUGUUAUUUUUUGUUACGUUAAAUGUUUAAAAUUUUAAUUACUUCUGUGCAUAUUGUUAAAUUCCUGUUUUGAUUUUUGUCUUCAGUAAUUCUCUCGUGUUUCUUCCACCCACCAUACUUUAUUUCUUCAUGAAACAGUUCAUUCACGUUCAGCAUUUACUGUCAUGUUUCCUGUAACCUUAGUAAUGUCAUUACAAAAAGGUACUAAGGUGCUUCCUUUAUUACACUGGUGAAACACAGAUAUUUACAUCUCAUAAUUUUAAGUGACCAUACAGUUGUUGAAGAAAAAGAUUAACAAAACUGAGAUUGUUGCAUAGAGCAUUUAAAUCUUAAUUAAUCCAGCACACUGUGAUGCAGCUAGUAUAUCAUUUAGCUUUCUUGCUUCCUUAUCUGUACUGAUUCUAAAAGAAUGCAUGUAUUUGAUAUUGUAUACCGUUCAAUAAAUCUUAC